UUGUGUGCUUCGCGGGGAGAGGAGGCUCUGCCAAGAUGGUGAAACUCUUCAUUGGGAAUCUACCCCGGGAGGCAACGGAGCAAGAGAUCCGGUCGCUCUUUGAGCAGUAUGGGAAGGUGCUGGAAUGUGACAUCAUCAAAAACUAUGGCUUUGUGCACAUCGAAGACAAGACAGCGGCCGAAGAUGCCAUCCGUAACCUGCAUCACCACAAGCUGCAUGGUGUCUGCAUCAACGUGGAAGCCAGCAAGAACAAGAGCAAGGCAUCCACCAAGCUGCAUGUGGGCAACAUCAGCACCACCUGCACGAACCUGGAGCUGCGGGCCAAGUUUGAAGAGUAUGGCCCGGUAAUCGAGUGCGACAUAGUGAAGGACUAUGCCUUUGUGCACAUGGAGCGGGCUGAGGAUGCGGUGGAGGCCAUCAGGGGCCUAGACAACACAGAGUUCCAAGCUUUAUGUGCAGAAGCUCCUCCAGUGUCACCCGGUUGGAGAGAUCUUCUCACCUCUGCUUUUUACAUUGCAAAGCACAAGAAUGGCAAGCGGAUGCACGUGCAGUUGUCCACCAGUCGGCUCAGGACCGCGCCCGGGAUGGGAGACAAGAGUGGCUGCUAUCGGUGCGGGAAAGAAGGGCACUGGUCUAAAGAGUGUCCGGUAGAUCGCACGGGGCAAGUGCCUGACUUUACCGAAACCUAUAAUGAGCAGUACGGAGCGGUGCGCACUCCCUACCCCGCGGGCUAUGGGGAGACCAUGUAUUACGAUGAUGGGUAUGGAGCAAUGGUCGACUACUACAAAAGAUACCGCGUGAGGCCCUAUGCUACGGCAUCUGCAUACGACGCCUAUGCAGAGCAAACAAUGGCCCAGUAUUCGCAGUACGCGCAAUACUCCCAAGUACAAACCACAGCCAUGGCCGCCACCACAGCCAUGGCCGCCACCACAGCCAUGGCCAAUCGCCUCACUACUACCCUAGACCCUUACGAUAGAGCGCUGCUGCCAACCCCAGGAGCAGCCGCAGCGGCAGUAGCUGCAGCUGCAACUGCUGCUGCAGCAGCCGCAUCCUCCACCUAUUACACCCGGGAUAGAAGCCCCCUGCGUCGCACGGCAACCGCGGCCACCACCGUCGGAGAGGCGUACGGUUAUGAACGUUGUCAGCUGUCUCCAGUCUCGUCGGUCGCUCGGGCCUCCCUCUACGAUGUUCAGCGGUUCGGGCGGGAGUCGUAUGCGGACAGGGCGCGGUACUCUGCGUUUUGAGUCGGAGGUAGGAUAUGUGCGGCUGGACGUCAGGUUCCUGUUGCACGUGAAAUCUAUAUCGUACGUGUCAAACUGUGCUGGGCUUCAAAGCAUACUGAUCGCAGCUAAUGCAUUUACUCAUAAUGGACAUUUGUCUCUCGUCAAAGUGUAGUGAAAAGUAACUUAACUUCCUUUUCUUUUUUUAUUUUUCAGAAAAUGCUUUGAAUAAUUUUUUGGCCUUUUAUUUUCCAAUGACCCUAGAGCCAUUAUUCUCUGCUGCUCUUUGGGACGUUAGUACCCUUUACCCAAUCUAAGCCCAGCUUUUGAGCUAGAGUAGUUGCAAUGCCAGUUAACUCUUUUUUGGAGACGUGCUUGGGAUUACUGUCUUCCUCUUGCAGUUCAGUUUGUAGCUUGCCUAUUUAAUAGUAUGUUUGUUUUUAAAGGUGAAUAACCAGUCUUAGUUAAGUAUGAAAUAUUAUAUCUUAACGUAGUAUUGCAAAGCCUGCUCCCCUUAGUUCUAGCCUGCACUCUGGAGUCAUCUCUUCUGCCCCAACAUUAUUUUUGGAAUAUAACCUGUAACUCUCCUUCUCUCUGAAGUUUAGCAUCGUUUGACCACCUCUCUUUUUCCAGCAAAAUAAACACUUAUAACAGA
This is a messenger RNA of Caretta caretta (loggerhead turtle), 1875 nucleotides long. The record is from RefSeq and is a predicted model, not a curated record. NCBI's taxonomy places the organism in Eukaryota, Metazoa, Chordata, Testudines, Cheloniidae.